UUUUAUUUAAUAAAUUUUCAAAGUUGGACUAGAAUUGGAUCUAGUUUGGUCAAAUAAUUGGUUUGUUUUUGAUAGGCCAGGCAAAACAAACAGUUGUGAGGUUGGUGGUGAUUUGGGGAGGUUUUGGAUUAAUGGCGGGUCUAACUCAGCACCCAAUUCUUGGAAGUAACGACGCUAUAAAGGAGAAGCCUUUAUCUUCUUUAGAAGACAAAGUUGUUGAGAGUGGUGGUGGUCAAACUGAGAAAGAUAUGGCUCCGGUCACCGGAAGUUCCAUUCACCGGUCGGGCUCUCGGCCUCAGUUGGACCUCAGCAAAGCUGCUAUUCAGGGAACUUUUGAAGAGAGGGACCCUACGAUUCUGUUGCCUAAUCAGUCUGAUCACUUGUCUCAUCUCGCUUUGGACAUUGGAGGAUCUCUUAUCAAGUUGGUGUAUUUCUCUAGACGCGAAGACCAAGCAAUUGAUGACAAAAGAAAGAAAACUUUGAAGGAGAGGCUGGGAAUUUCAAAUGGUUGUCGACGGAGCUACCCUGUUCUUGGUGGAAGGCUUCAUUUUGUGAAGUUUGAGACGAUCAAGAUUAAUGAGUGCUUAGACUUCAUUUAUUCUAAACAACUUCACUGUGGAGGGAUGGAUGCUCGUAUUUGGAAUCCUGAUGCCCCAAUCAAUGAAAAUGCUGUUAUUAAGGCAACAGGUGGUGGGGCUUACAAGUAUGCCGACCUUUUUAAGGAAAGGCUGGGGGUUGGCCUUGACAAAGAAGAUGAAAUGAAUUGUCUUGUAGCUGGAGCAAAUUUUUUACUCAAGGCAAUUCGACAUGAAGCUUUCACACAUAUGGAGGGCCAGAAAGAGUUUGUGCAAAUUGACCAGAAUGACUUAUAUCCUUAUCUUCUUGUUAAUAUUGGGUCCGGUGUUAGUAUGAUCAAGGUUGAUGGGGAAGGAAAAUUUCAGCGAGUAAGUGGAACAAAUGUAGGUGGUGGUACCUAUUGGGGCUUAGGAAGGCUGUUAACAAAAUGCAAUAGUUUUGAUGAGUUAUUAGAGCUUAGUCAAAGGGGAGAUAAUAGGACUAUAGACAUGCUUGUAGGGGACAUUUAUGGCGGUAUGGAUUACUCAAAGAUUGGUCUUUCAGCUUCAACCAUUGCUUCUAGUUUUGGGAAGACUAUUUCAGAAAAUAAGGAGCUUGAGGACUACAGACCUGAAGAUAUAUCCCUGUCUCUCUUACGAAUGAUUUCUUACAAUAUUGGCCAGAUAUCUUACUUAAAUGCACUACGAUUCGGUCUCAAACGAAUAUUUUUUGGAGGGUUUUUUAUUAGGGGCCAUGCUUAUACCAUGGACACCAUCUCCUUUGCAGUUCAGUUCUGGUCGAAAGGAGAGGCACAGGCAAUGUUUUUGAGGCAUGAAGGGUUUCUGGGAGCAUUAGGUGCAUUUAUGAGCUAUGAAAAGCAUGGCCUUGAUGACUUGAUGGUCCAUCACUUAGUUGAAAGGUUUCCCAUGGGCGCACCAUAUACAGGAGGAAAGAUUCAUGGUCCACCACUUGGGGAUUUGAAUGAGAAGAUUUCCUGGAUGGAGAAGUUUGUUCGGAAGGGAACUGAGAUCACUGCUCCAGUGCCUAUGGAUCCACCUGGAACUACUGGACUUGGUGGCUUUGAAGUUCCAUCAUCCAAAGGAGGCACCCUGCGUUCUGAUGCAAGUGCUUUAAACAUUGGGGUUCUCCAUCUAGUACCGACUUUGGAAGUAUUUCCAUUAUUGGUGGAUCCAAAAACGUAUGAGCCUAAUACUAUUGAUCUCUCAGAUCACAGUGAAUUAGAGUAUUGGUUCACUGUUCUGUCAGGGCAUCUGCCAGACCUUGUUGAUAAGGCAGUGGCAAGUGAAGGUGGGACAGAAGAUGCCAAAAGAAGGGGUGAUGCCUUUGCUCGAGCUUUUUCUGCUCACUUGGCACGGUUGAUGGAGGAGCCUGCUGCAUAUGGAAAGUUGGGUUUGGCCAAUCUACUGGAACUCAGAGAAGAAUGCUUGAGGGAAUUCCAGUUUGUUGAUGCUUAUAGAAGUAUAAAACAAAGGGAAAACGAGGCAUCACUUGCUGUUUUACCCGAUCUGCUCAUGGAACUUGAUAGUAUGAGUGAGGAAACAAGAAUGCUUUCUCUUAUUGAAGGAGUUCUUGCUGCGAACAUUUUCGACUGGGGGUCCCGUGCCUGUGUGGAUCUCUAUCACAAAGGAACAAUUAUUGAAAUCUACAGAAUGAGUCGUGAUAAGAUGCAAAGACCUUGGCGAGUGGAUAAUUUUGAUGCCUUUCAAAAGAGAAUGUUUGGAUCUGGAGACAAGAAACCUUGCCCACAUAAAAGAGCUUUACUCUUUGUGGAUAACUCAGGUGCUGACGUUGUUCUAGGAAUGCUUCCACUAGCACGGGAACUUCUUCGACGUGGAACGGAGGUUGUUUUGGUUGCCAACUCCCUUCCAGCUCUAAAUGAUGUCACUGCCAUGGAGCUUCCUGAGAUUGUUGCUGAAGCUGCCAAGCAUUGUGAUAUUCUUCGGAGAGCUGCUGAAGCGGGAGGCUUGCUCGUGGAUGCCAUGGUCAGCAACUUAGAUGGUUCUAAAGAAAAUUCAUCAUCGGUUCCAUUAAUGGUUGUUGAGAACGGUUGUGGCAGUCCUUGCAUAGACUUGAGGCAGGUCAGCUCUGAGCUAGCAGCUGCUGCAAAAGAGGCUGAUUUGAUUAUAUUGGAAGGCAUGGGCAGAGCUCUUCAUACUAACUUCAAUGCCAGGUUUAAAUGUGAUGCUUUAAAGCUCGCAAUGGUGAAGAAUCAAAGGUUGGCAGAGAAGUUGAUUAAAGGAAAGAUAUACGACUGUGUUUGCAGAUAUGAACCAAUAAGUUAAAAGCUCCAGUUCAUUACCAAGUUGUAGGGUAUAAUGAAGGUGUGGGCGGACUUGAUUUCUGGGGAGGCUGCUACAUCAUACAAAAACGAUAAAGGUUAUGCCUGUAUGUUGCUACUUCAUACAAAAUAUGAUAGAAUUGUAGAGAUAAUCUCAGUUUUAGUUUGUUGGAGAUACUGUAUUUUCUUUAAUAAGGCUCUUACUUUCUGUGUGUUCCCCCCCCACUGUAAUGAAGAAUAAGGUGAUGAUCUUCUUUGAUUUCAUAAUAGAAGCAUCUGAGAUAAGAAAAUGAUUUUAUAGAU
Fragaria vesca subsp. vesca is the source of this 3157-nucleotide messenger RNA. RefSeq names its product pantothenate kinase 2-like. The record is from RefSeq and is a predicted model, not a curated record. Bases 132 to 2858 code for a protein of 908 amino acids. Lineage: Eukaryota; Viridiplantae; Streptophyta; Magnoliopsida; Rosales; Rosaceae. Gene Ontology annotation, molecular function: ATP binding; pantothenate kinase activity. The transcript is spliced from 22 exons. Gene Ontology annotation, cellular component: cytosol; nucleus. Gene Ontology annotation, biological process: coenzyme A biosynthetic process.